AUCCAGCUUAUGUUGAUUAUUGAUUGUUAUCAUUACUACUAAUUUAUCAGCUGUUUUGUACAGUUUGUAUCAUGUUUAGCAGGAAGAACAUUAUUUAUUUUUAAUGUUAAAUGGUAUUUAGGCAUAUAUAAAAUUGUAUAUUUAGGGUAGACUUUAAUAAGUGGCCUACAAUCGUUAUUCAGUUGUGUUUAUUGAAUGUAUCAAUUGUUUCUAUCAAAUUAAUAAUUCUGUAUUAAAAUUUAUUUAACUUAACAUAUGACCUCAACGUAUUGAUAAAUUAUAAUAAUGUCUAAAAACGUAAACAAUAAACAAUGAGUAAUAUCUAAUUUUUGGAGAUUUCAAAAAUGGCGAUGAUUAUGAGAUUGAAUGUUCUUGGCGAGUGGUCAUAGAAGUUGGGGAGUGGAAUAAAGGCAGACUGUCUAGCAGACUAUCUUCGUGAAGGCGAGAAGUGCGCCUGUCGGUUUAAAUAUGAUACUUCCAGAAGGAUUCAAAGAUUUUACAGAAUACUUUGAGAAACUUAUAUUAUUUUUGGAAACAUAUUCUUGGCUGUAUAAAGAUCCUGUCACUAAUCUUCUAACUUCUGAUGUAUUCUCCAAAAUUCCUGAUGAAUGGAUAAUAAGUCUGUUGGACUUGACAAAUGAAGAGUUAAAUAAUGUUCCAACAGGAUUAAUUAAGGAUGAUUGGCCUGAGAGCCUAAAACAGUUCUCCCUGGAUUGUAAAAGAUUCACACUUCCAGUGCUGACAUCCAAAGAACCACUCUACAAACCCUCUGAUCUCAGCAGUUUGCUGCAGGCCGUUCCUCGAGAGAUAUGGAGGGGAAUGAGUCCUAAGAAAAAGGAUGAGGUAGAGAUUAUGUCAGAGUUUGUCCAUCAGGAGUGUAAACGUCUGAGCAUCGGCAAAAUCUUAGAUCUUGGCUCAGGUCUGGGCUACAUUGACCGGUUGUUGCUCCUGAGAGGCUACAGAAUACUAGGAAUUGAAUCUCAAACAAAACUCGUAGCGUUUUCAAUAAUGCAAAAAGAGAACUUUUUUCCUCCGUGUUUGGCCAGAAAUUUGGAUUACCACAACAUGAGGAUCUGUGGCAGUUUGAUCUCUGAAGUGAAAAAUGCUGUUGUGAAUAUUUUGUGCAAGCCAAGUGGAGACUCGCUGUGUACAUCUCGAAAGGUCAAUAACAACGUUAACAAGUAUGACUGGGACAGAUUGAUACCUCUCUGUAGGGAUAUGGCUGACAACACUAAUUCAGAUAAGAUUUGCAUGAUUGGGCUGCAUUCCUGCGGAGAUCUGGCAGUGACUGGGAUCAAGAUGUUCAUGAGUCUGGCGGAAGUGUCGGCCCUAGUGCUGAUCCCGUGUUGCUACCACAAGAUGUCACUGAGACACAACUGCCGUAGUCAAGUAGAGUCUGAGUUUGCUCUGGAGGAAGCCCUGUGUGACACGGACACUGAGAGUGGAGAAGAGACAUUCCAUCAUUUCCCUCUUAGCAGAGCCCUCAUCUCUCAGAGCGUGGGGGCCAAGUUUGUUUGCAGGCCAUUCCUGCGGUUAGCCAACCAAGCCACUAACACCAGUUGGCAGGGCUGGACGGAGGGGGAUCACCACAGGCAUGCUUUCAAUGUUCUCUCAAGAGCUGUCAUCGAACUAGUCGCUCAACAACAAGGUGCGACUUUUAAAAAGUGUUUUAGACGAGUGGUGAGGAAAACUUCUCUGAAGGGGAAGGACUUUUUAAGCUAUGUCGAGGAAUCACUUAGUCGGUGUGAGUUCAUCAAUCAGAAGCAAUCGUCUACAUUUGAGCAGAAUAAAAACAAUAUACGCAACAGCUUGCUGGAAACGUGGGAGCAGCACAAGGACAAGUCACGACUGGUCGAGGCAGUGACAGGACUGCAGAUGUGUCUGGAGCCAGUAGCAGAGAGUUUGGUGGUGGCAGACCGAGCCUGCUAUCUGUGGGAGGGAGGACGAUCUGAUGUCAGAGUGGUUCGGAUGAUCGACAACAAGCUAUCGCCUAGGUGUCUAGCUUAUGUCGCCUCUAAAGUGUAACUCACUUUUGCCAAUCCUUCAGUUUGCUUUGAAUCACAGAGAAUGAUCACACACAGAAUACUCACUGGACCAACUGAUCAAAGUGUAGUCCUAUGGUCAGACCAAGUGACUACAUUUACAGGACAUAGCGCAACACUAGCAAAUUCCUGCAAUGAGACGUUUAGGUUUAGAUUGUCUUUGCUCUGAAUAUUUUGACUGAUAUAAUUUUUUUUUCAUUUAAAAUCACAGAAUGUGUUCCAUAAGUUGGAAAAUAUAAUGUUUAGUCAAGUUAAAUAUGCAACACCAUGUAGUGCAUAUCUUAUAAUGAAACUUAAUGUAGACUCCCUCCCGUCUGGCAUCAAUUACAUUGAUUGUCAGAUGGUUUUGACCGUCUCAAAGACACACUGACCAGUCAAAUAUACAAGCUUCUUGUUUAAUGUAUUGUUUUUUUAAAUGCAAUACGUGGGGCAAUUAAAAUUAAUAUAUUUUAAGGGGCCUAUACACUUAGACUUUGCAUUGUUUUAAAUAAUGUGUGCUACACUGUUUAUUGGGACAUAAUCUUUGAAUAAAUAUAUUUAAGAGCAAUAAUGCAUUGCAAAUGUUAGUAAAGAUUUCUUUUGAGUAUAAUUUUGAUAAUCCACAAACAUUAAUACAUACAUAAAAAAACCAUUCAUUCAUCAGUCAACUAUUGCAUUUUGCAUCAGACAGGAUGUUUUCUAUGCCAAUCAAUUUUCCUAGCAAUCAUCCAAGACCCCAAGACCUCUUCCACAGAGUAAUAUGCAUUCAACACCAACAGAUGUUUCAGAUUAAUGUAAUUAAGGUUUGGUGAUUGUUUGACACAUUCACUGUGGGUGACGAGCAUGCUCGUCAUGUGAAAAUGGCGAGCCGGGCGUUGGAUGAGCGAGCUCAGUAUACGGCAGCUGCUUUCAUAUUGCCUCAGUGUGAGCUGAGCAGUUGCCCGGAUAGGCUGUAACACUCAUAGCGAGGUGUGCCUAUUUCGGUGAAUCAGUUCGGUGCGAUUCGUCGCCGGUUCGCCAUUUUCGUUUGUUGUAGGUAUAUGAUUUGCGAUAUUGUGUGAGUGGAUUAUAGAGUCUGUUGACUGUGUAAGUGUAUGUACUCAUAAUGGAGGAAGACGAUAAUGUUAUUGAUGAUAAUUUUUCAUCUGAUGAAGACAAUGAGUCGAAUUCGAACAGUUGUAGGGACAGUGAAGGCGGCGUCCCCCACCCCCAGUGGGCCACCCCACACCAUUACGUGUAAUUGAUGUACUAUCUACGUGUAAUUGAUGUACUAUCUACGUGUAAUUGAUGUACUAUCUACGUGUCAUUCAUGUACUAUAUUCGUGUAACUCGCGAGUGUUUGUGCCGAAACCUCGAGCGCUGCGAGCACAUACAACACAGGGACCAGCACCUGGUGUGGAUGAUGAGCAGACUCGGCACGGACAUGACGUCACCCGUUCCGACCAACGAAGCUUCCGGGAUACCUUGGACAACCCUUUUGGCUAUCCUGACUCCGUUUUGGGUAAGUAAAAAAAAAAAUUCGCGCAUUUUCUGUCGCCGGUAAUUUUGUCAUCCGCAGUGAAUGUGUUAAUAUCAUCUGGUGGCCUGUAUAUCAACUUCACUCCAGUAUGUAAUGAAAUUAUCAGAAGUUCUGGGUUGCAUAACACAAUAAUUAUUUCUGUGUCUUGUCCCAUUAGUUACGACUUUGUAACAGACACUUUCUAUGUAUUCAUUCUGUCAGGCCUAAGUCAAUGUACAUACCUAAGAAUUUGAUGGAAUCUGAUUUAUCUAUGACUUUGUUAUCCAUCAUGAUAGCAGGUUGAUUUUCAUUUCCCCACUCUCUGAGAAAGAAAUUAAUUACAAUGGCUUUUGAACGGUUUGCCUUAAAAUUCAACUUUGAAAAUACUUGAAAGCAGACUAAAAGAAAAGAUUUUAUUUCCAAGUCUUGAUUUGUUGUCUGAAUAGUGGUAAUCAAAAAAGUUUGGUUAAUUUUUUGAAAGUAUUCAGAGAGAAAUUAAAUCAGUGCACUAGGUUUUGAAUGAAUAAAAAAUACAUUUUCAAGUUAUUUUACUAACUAAAAUGACCAAAAAGCUAAAAUUGAUUAUGUUUCACACAAUCAAUGUAAAUAUUAUUUUUAGUGAGAUACAGUAUUAUAAACAGUUCUAUAGAGCGUAGAUAUUCAAAAUUAAUUCUCAUAAGACCCCUUCUCGUUUAUUCAACUAUAAUAAUAUACCAUUUUAUUAUAAUAACAUAAAAUAUACAGUAAUGAUACUAUAAAUAACCAUAAACUAGAUGGUAAACGUUUUCAAAAUAAAAUAAAUUGAUACAGCAAUUUGAAAUCAAACUUUUGGGUACAGAAGUGGAACUGAUGAAUACAACCAUUGUUAUAGUUUUAAUUAUGUAUAACAAUAAUUCAGUGCAUACGAAGAAAACAGUUGUGCAACUGACUCUACAGAGACGGUAGGGUAGUAAGUAGGCUAAAAACGUAUGUCCCACAUACACCUACCUUUAGUGCACAGUGCAGAUCUUAAGUGAACAGUUAUAUGCAUACUUUAAACUAAUAUCUACUUAAUAGGAUUUAUUCAUCAGAAUCUAAUCCGAAUAGUUGACAUCCGAAUUAUUAAUGCUUUGGUAUGUGUAAGUAAAUAAAUUAUGUUAUUGAAUAUUAGAGAAGAGAAUAAAUAAAUAAAAUCAAUAUACAGUCCUCAAUAGUCAAAUUAUAAAAAUAUAAAGUUAUAACUGAAUAUUCACAUCUCUUUGGUGUGAUAAGGUAAAUCUGCUGGAAGAUGAGAAGUUUUGCCUCGGAAUCGUAAACAUAAUAUCAGUAGGUGCAAAAUUAUCAUGUUUUUUUUAUAGCAAAGUCCCAGUUCUUAGGAUGCUUAUACAUCUGCAUGUGAUGAAAGCAGCUUGACAUAACCUUCCGAAUAUCACUAUCAUUCUUAUCCAGAAUAUUUCUUGUUGAAGAUGCAUUGUAUUGAAUGACAAAUUACACUUGCAUUGACUCAUGCCCCAGUUAUGGGGUGGGGAACAAAGGUUUUUAUUUGUGCAAUUCCUCUUGCCCAUUUCAUUACAAUAGAUUCAAUUGUUAGGAUUAAUUGUUGUUUUGUUGGGUUUCUGUGGGAGAGGGCUUGAAAGCCCAACCUCCACGUCUUUAAUAAAGGCAUUUUUCAUUUUAAUCAAUGAAAAAUGGGUAUGAUAAUUUGUGUUAGGGCUAGACUGGUGGUUUGGUUGUAUGAAACCUCUUGUAUCCAAGUUGACUAGUAUAUGGGCCCCUUUUGUCUUUCUUGGCGACUGGAUGAGAGGAGGGGGUCUACACUGCUCUUGUGAAAAUUGUUUCAAAGUUACGUAACUGAGCAAUAGGACGAGAUUAGGUCAGUAGUUUCAUUAAAGCUGUUUUUGAUAAUGAAACCAAAUGCUCAGUUAUAUAACACAAGGGGCUCUCCUAGUUUUUAUAUAUUUUUGUUAAUCAAUGUGAAAAGUAGUUAAGAUCAAUUAUGUGGUGUAUUUAUAUAUUUUCUAAAUAAUUUUUACAGCUUAGCAAAUUUUAUAUAGACAUUUAUUAAACAUAUAAGUCAAAUGUUAGGUGAUUUCAAAAAUAUAUUUUAAAAGAAAAGUUACAGAAAAGUCUUGCUAGAGCAUUUGAAGUUUUCUGUUGACAUUAGCAAACUGCCAUUAGUUUUAUUUUUCAACUGCCAUUAGUUUUGAAUUGAAUAUCAAGAUGUGUAAAAAAGGAAACGCAGCUGACAAUCGUGUACGAGGUUUGGCUAAAAAUUUACUGAGAUUGAAGGAAACAACAUAGAAACACUUCAACAUAUUUUGCAUAAGCAUGGUACACAAGAAAGCUGAUCAAAUGGUGCUUGAAAAAAGUUUGAACAAAAAUAUUUGUGCAGUUAUUCUAAAAUGCAUCAAAAGAUUUCUAAAUUUCUGUUAAAUAAUAACAUGUGAUGAAUUGUGAUUUUUUUUUCAUUCAUGAUCCGGAAACUAAUCAUCAGUCAGUGCAAUGGUAGAAACUCAUUUCAUCGAGAUUGAAGAGGGCUAAAAUGUCAAAAUCAAAAUUCCUUAACAAUGACAAUAUGGGCUUUGUAAUCUAUGUGAUUGUGUAUCUGAAUUGGGUGCCUGAAGUUUGAACAAUGUAUAAUCUGUUAUUUCGAAAUCACACAUACACUUUCUCAAUGAGUAAACAGAAAAGCUUUGUAUGACAUUGUUUGUCAAGUUGUCUGUUUUUUUUGUUAAACAUGGUAUACCUGAUUCGGUAUACCACUCCAUUCUGCCUGCUCCAUGUGGCCUUUUUCUGUCUUCAAAUAGAAAAGACAACAGAGAAGAAGUACUGCGCUCAGAAAAUAACUUCAAUUGAAAUACUGUUUUGAUAUAUGACCAACACUGGAAAAUUCAUAUGGGGCGAUGCCAAAUAAUUCUAGAGGUAUAGGGGUAUAUUGAAGCGGAUAAACAAGAGGAAAAAUAAAGAAUGAUGAAACUCUAAUCUGGUAAUCUUUUAGCCAAACCUCAUUAAUAGUACAGAGAUAUUUUAACAUUUUCAGACAGCAUCCCUUAAUUUUCUAUCCUUAUUUCAAUAACUGUUAAAUGUUAAACUUGCAGAUUAACAGUUACAUAAUCUGGUUAAAUCAAUUUGGAUGUUUGUGAAAUGAUUAGUAGUUGUAUUAAAAUAACGUCAUUACAUACUGACAUCGUGUUAUGUAAUAUUAAGGAUUUAGAACAAUCAUGUAAUAGUUACAUAAAUCUAUUUUAAAUGUAUAGGGUUAUUAGUUUUUUAAGGACUGUUAUACUUAUGAGAUCUAUAUUUUUAUAGAAGGUUUUUCGCACUUGUUGAUUUUGAUAUAUAUAUAUACAUAAUUUUUUAUAUCUUAUUUUGAUAUUAAUGUUUUAGUUGGCCAAUUUUUACAAGUCAAAGGGUAGUAUAGUCAUAAUUCAAAUAUAUUCUGUUUUGUUAAUACUCAUUUUUCUACAUUCAUAUUACAAUCGUUUAGGCGUAUAAAUAUUAGAUCAGAACGGCUCAAACAGUUUUGAUUUCUACAUUAGACUAACACCAUCAACAAUAAUUAGUCCAAUAAUUAUUGUUGAACACAUUUAGUGUUCUCUUCACACACAUAGUUUCAUCACAUUGAAUAUUAACUAGAUUCAGUCUAGUACCAUAAUUUAUUAUUUUAAGAAUAAAUAAAAUAAUCUCUUAAUUCUUUACAAGAAAAGGUUGUAAUCCAAACCAGCUAAAUAUGGAUGGGACACACAAUUGAUAUAGUGUUGGUUUGGAUGUUUUUACAUUUGUUUGUACCAAAGUUAUUUUGUAAAUAAAGACAAAUUAAUAGAAUUUAAGUAGGUAUUUAAGAACUUAUAAUUAUUGAUUUAUAACAUAUUAAUCAUCAGAAGCCAAAUGCUGUGAAUACAGUAGGUAGUGAUUGCCACAUAAAAAGUGAAUUAUUUCAACAGGCUUAAAACUGUGAACAGCCAACAGAGAUUUUCCAAAUUAGUAUGAAGAUUAUCAACAAAUAAUUGUAUCAAAGUAAAAUCCACAAGUUGCUAUGAAAACCUUUUGCACUGCUGUGCUUGUAUUUAUCUGUCUGUACAUGUUGGGUUAUUUUCAAGUGGAAUUUUCAGAAAUAAUCCAAACCAGUAAUGAAGGGUAAUCAGUUAUUCCUGUGCUCACCAUGUUGCAGUCAUACAGAUAACAUUAAUCUGUUAUAAAUACAUUAGCAAUGAGUAAUCGAUUUCAGAUUUAAAGUAACAAACAAUGUUGUUUAUUCUUAUUUUACUUGACAAAAUGUCAUACACUUAAAAUUAGAUAGACUAUAAAUUAUUAUUUGAACUUCAUGUACAUAGUGAUGUGAACCUUCAAAAAUUAACUUUAUCAGUAUAUUUAAAAAGAGCUUAAGAGAGCAUGCCAGUAAGCUAUCAGCUAACAAUCUGAGGUUCCACUCUUAAGAUGGAGCUAAAGUUUAAAAGCGUGUUACAAAUAGGAACUCAUCUGUAAUCCAUAAAUGUUUCACUAUAUAAACAUGGAUUUUAGUUUCUCAAUGUUAAUGCAAAGUACAAUAUUACAGUUAGAAUAUUUAACAUCUGAAAGUGUAACACUGUAAACAAUAAAUAAUAGAGUAUGACAAAAUUUGUAACAAGAGAGUCAUCAUUGAACUUAAAGAGAAAAAAAAUGCAAAAAUAAAGAAAAAACUGAAGUACAAGGAAAACAUGGCAUGGUCUCCUAAAGGCUACACACGAAACAUCAAUACACACUCAAGCACUACAGGUGAAGAGAUGAGCCAAGAGAACGAAGAUGAUGGCUACAGUGAUGUGAGUUUACUCUUGAAAGGAGGUGUAUAUAAAUUGAAAUAUAGAUAAAUUCAAUAUAUAAUUUUUCCAUAAGAAACUAUAUAUUUAAUAUAUAUUACAAUCCAUUAGUAUUGACAGAUAAUCAUGUUCUUUUUAAUGUGCAUCAAGACACUAAAAUUUAAGUUUAUAUAAUGAAAGAUUUAUGGAUUUGAAACAAUUCUUAUCUUUAAACGAGUUUUAAAUUUUUACUCAAUGUUAUUUACACUUAAUGAAUGAAUAAUUUCACAGAGUGGACAAGUGAGUCUUUUAAACAUUUAAUAUUGUAAGUUGGAGAUUCAAGGAAUAUUUCUUGGGUUAAAGUUACUGCAAAAUGGAGGACAUAAAAGUAAAGAAAAUAUGCAUACUAUAAUUAAGAUGCCCUUUACUACAUUGUUUUAGUAAUAAAAGGUAAUUAAAUGCCAUUGUAAAAAGUUAAAACUUAGGAAUAAAAUUUGCAAAUUGAUAAAUGGAAUUGAGUGUCAUCUUGAUUUCAUGACUAUAUUUAAGGUUGGUAGCUCUCUUUAUGCAAUGUGAUCAAUGAGAGUGUUUAGAGUUUGAAAAUAAGUAAUUGCCUUUUUAAUUAAUUUGUAACACUAUUUUUUAAGUCACUGUAUUCUCCAUUUAACUUACACAUUCCAUGCAUUACAGUAAAACAAUGCAUUUCAUUAGGAAUUUUAAUUUUCUAAGUAGAUUUCAUUACUAUGUGAUCCACUAUUUUUAAUGUUAAUGGGAAGUUUUUUUAAUUAUUUUUUGUAUUCAAUAAAUAUGUGUUCAUUAUUUAAUGUGAAGAAAUGUUGUUAGUUUUGUGGAUUCUAGUGGUAUUUAUUAUCACAUUAGAGUUCUCUCUUAAUAUUUAAAGUUAUUGUUGGACAUAAUAUUAUGUUACAGUGUUUUGUAUUUCUUAAUAUUCUCAAUUGUUGUAAGUCUUAUUGAUUUGAUGAAUGUGAUUGUUUUAUUUUAAUAUUGUUUGUGCAAUAAAAUGUGUUUGUUUACUACAUAAA
Messenger RNA from Homalodisca vitripennis (glassy-winged sharpshooter), 9316 nucleotides. RefSeq lists its product as uncharacterized. NCBI's taxonomy places the organism in Eukaryota, Metazoa, Arthropoda, Insecta, Hemiptera, Cicadellidae. The transcript is spliced from 7 exons. The coding region runs from base 469 to 2025 and encodes 518 amino acids. The record is from RefSeq and is a predicted model, not a curated record.